Durusdinium trenchii is the source of this 846-nucleotide messenger RNA. NCBI's taxonomy places the organism in Eukaryota, Dinophyceae, Suessiales, Symbiodiniaceae. The record is from the annotation of a GenBank genome assembly.
AUGCUGCCGGUGGAAACGUCCGUUCGAGGUUCACGACACAGCAGCACCGAACGAACCUUUGCAGAUCCGACGAGGAGCUCCGAACGAGGGAGCGGGAGUGACAAGACCCCGACGAGGAUCGGGCUCGGCGAGUUCGAACGAGGACGAGGACGGUUCAGCAGCAGCAGUGGCGAGUAUCGCCUUGGAGUUGGAAAAGGACGCAGUGGUCGAAUGCCGAGUCCGUUCAAGCAAUGCCGAGUCCGCGCACGGUCGGUGUUGGAACAUGGUGCCCCAGAAGCCAAAUCUUGGAGAUUUGCGGAACUUUGUCCACAGAUUUCGAAGACUUCGGUUGUGAGAGAGCCGUUCACUGGUGGAAUAGCACAGCGGUAUGGUGUCGUACCAGACCAUUCGUUGGACUUACGAGCUUCGGCUCGUUCGACCUCCAAAUUCGUUCAUUUGGAAGCCAUUCUUGCUGUGGUCUUCGCCCAAAACAAGUCCACUGACGUCAAGGCUGUGGUCUUCGCCCCAAAAAAAAAACGCGCGCCGCACCGUCACCGGGCGGGCCUCGUCUUGGGGCGCGCAGCGUCCACGGUCGGCCCGGGGACCGCGGGCGGCGCCGAAGGCGCCUUCGGAUCGAUCCACAGGCAGCGGAGGAAGAAGCGGAUGCGCGCGGUACAACUGUCACCACAGUCACAGUCUGUCACAACACCGAACGAUGCUGCGAACUCGUUUGGGCCAACCGGUCUGGGAGGGAUCGAAGGAACGGACCGGAGUGGAGACACCGGUCUGAAACCGGGACCGGACGGAGGGUGGUGCGCCGUUUUCGUGAAACGAGAAUGGUGGGUGGUGGUGAUGGGUUUAGGGUGA